Monoraphidium neglectum is the source of this 678-nucleotide messenger RNA. RefSeq names its product arsenite transporter, ACR3 family. NCBI's taxonomy places the organism in Eukaryota, Viridiplantae, Chlorophyta, Chlorophyceae, Sphaeropleales, Selenastraceae. Gene Ontology annotation, cellular component: plasma membrane. Bases 1 to 678 code for a protein of 225 amino acids. The transcript has 4 exons. Gene Ontology annotation, biological process: antimonite transmembrane transport; arsenite transport. The record is from RefSeq and is a predicted model, not a curated record. Gene Ontology annotation, molecular function: antiporter activity; arsenite transmembrane transporter activity; antimonite transmembrane transporter activity.
AUGGCGUAUGAGGUGGUGGACGACAAAGGGCGCCUCCUAUGCAGGAGCGGCGGCGUCGGCACCGGCGGCAAGGGGACGUGUGACCCAGCAGUAGCUCCAUGCGGCGGCCCCAGCACCGCUGGUACCACCUGCGUAGAGCAGCAGCGCGGCCGCGCGGCCGGCGGCGCCGCGGCCCCCCUGGCUAAUCUGUCGUGGCUGGACCGCCUGCUGCCUGCCUGGAUCAUCGGGUCGAUGGUCGUAGGCGUCCUGCUGGGCAACUUCGUGCCGGGCAUCAGCAAGGCCCUGGCUGUGGCACACAUCGCCGAAGUGUCGCUGCCCAUAGCCCUGGGCCUGUGGCUCAUGAUGUGGCCCGUGCUGACUAAGGUCCGCUACGAGCUGCUGACCCAGCUCCUUGGCCGCCGGUCAACCCUGGUCAACUUCGCCGUCAGCUUCGCCCUAAACUGGCUGCUGGGCCCCGCGCUGAUGACCGGCCUGGCGUGGGCCGGGCUGCCUGACCUGCCGCGGUUCCGCAAUGGCGUAAUCAUGGUGGGGCUGGCGCGCUGCAUCGCCAUGGUGCUCAUCUGGAACCAGGGCCACGGCACCGCUGCUACCCGUGACAUGAUUCAUCGUUGGCACCCUUUGCCGGUUACACCCUCGGGCGACAUCGCGACACACAUGUUUGCUCGCAUCAAACUCUGA